Diachasma alloeum is the source of this 1341-nucleotide messenger RNA. RefSeq names its product nuclear transcription factor Y subunit B-4 (gene Nf-YB). Lineage: Eukaryota; Metazoa; Arthropoda; Insecta; Hymenoptera; Braconidae. The coding region runs from base 73 to 729 and encodes 218 amino acids. The transcript has 2 exons. Gene Ontology annotation, biological process: regulation of transcription by RNA polymerase II. The record is from RefSeq and is a predicted model, not a curated record. Gene Ontology annotation, molecular function: DNA-binding transcription activator activity, RNA polymerase II-specific; RNA polymerase II cis-regulatory region sequence-specific DNA binding; protein heterodimerization activity. Gene Ontology annotation, cellular component: CCAAT-binding factor complex; nucleus.
ACACUAGGCGAAUGCCUAACAGCAACAGAAAACAAAGCUCCAACAGUAAUUUAUCAGUAAAUCGAGUAAAUAAUGGAAAACAGUGGUGAAAGUGGUGAUGACGGUGGACCCCAGGGUGCAACGAGCUACUUCACUUCCGGAGGGGUUUCUGGGAAUUAUAUCGGGGUGCAGUCUGAUGAUCUAGAAGAUGAUCCGGAAAACACAGACGACUCGAACCACGGAGGAGACCCCCUGCACGGUGGAGGCAGUGGUGGUGCCGCGGGUCCCCUCCGAGAGCAGGACCGCUUCCUCCCGAUCGCGAAUGUCGCAAAAAUAAUGAAAAGAGCGAUCCCCGAGGCCGGGAAAAUCGCCAAAGAGGCCAGGGAAUGCGUGCAGGAGUGCGUAUCCGAGUUCAUCUCGUUCAUAACAUCAGAAGCGUCUGACAGGUGUCACAUGGAGAAGCGAAAAACGAUAAACGGGGAGGACAUUCUCUUCGCGAUGACCACCCUCGGCUUCGACAACUACGUCGAGCCCCUGAAGAUGUACCUUCAGAAGUACAGAGAAGCGACGAAGGGGGACCAGACACCCCCGUGUCUCACAGGCCAAAGUGCCAAUGGAAAGACUGAACCACCGAGCACAAUUUACGAGGAACAGCUGUACGCAUUAUCCGGGUCAAAUGCAACGACCUCCGACUCACCAGUGAUCUACAGCUAUUCCUCGGGCGAUCAGAUGCAAUUCCAACUGUCCUGAUCCUCCGAUGACUCCAAGGACGAGGAGUGGACGUGUCUCGAGGAGUGAACACCACUCUGGACGCAAUAGUUCAAUUGAUUAAAUUUUUUUAAUCGCUUAAAAUUGCGGAAUCAGUGGAAUUCAUAAAUAUCCGUCUAUACAAUAUAAAUAUUAUGACGAGAGAUCGGCACUAAUACUAUUUUCACCGAUAUUUGCACCGCAAGUGGGUAUUUCUAAAUAUGUUUCAUUAUAUUGUGAAUGAAUAUUGAGAAAUUCACAUUUUUUAAAGACGCUAUCAAUGAGUAAUAAUUGAAAAUAAAAAAAUGUCGUUUAUCCAAUCAGGAAUUUUGUAGCGUUAUUGAUUGAAAAAUUAUUUGUUUCAUUUUUUAUUUUCAUUUCUCAUCAGUAUCGCAAUGAAAAACAAUCGUAACUCGAUUUUUUUCGUUAACCAUUGACAUUGUAAUGAAAUGUUAAUAAUGGAAAUGAUUUUCCUGCCGAUCUCUGGUCGCGAUGGUAUAGUAAUCCUUAGGCGUGUUUUUUGUAAUGAACAUUCGACAUGUAGAAAAAAUUAGCCGAUCCUUUAUUGUAAUUCCAUUAAAGCACUAAAAUUCAUAAUAAACUAUUCUAAACGUU